AGACUCGUCUCGGGUGGUUUCCUCUCUAGUCACAUGCUCCACUAUUAUCAAAUGACAGUCACGUGAUCGUUGUUGUGUUCUGUCCAAUAUAUAUUGUGCAGUCGGCCUAAGGUGUUUGAUCAUUGUGCUUUAAGGAAACUGAUAACUAAUAUAAUCUACGAAGAUGAAAUUGUUGGUAUGUUUGGUUGCGUUGUUUUCGUGUACUCUGGCAGUAUCAAUGGAUCUGUCAACCCAGGCUCGACACCUAAACUCUGAUGUUGAUACGGGCAAACCGAUGGAACAUCUCUUUUCAACAUUUAAACAAAUUCACAACAGGAAGUAUGAGGAUGACAAUGAAGAGUCAAUGAGAUAUGAAAUUUUUAAGUUGAAUGUCAACCACAUCAGAGCUCAUAAUAUACUGUAUGCCAAGGGACAGAAAUCCUACUAUCUUGGAGUCAACCAGUUUUCAGAUUUGACACAUCAAGAGUUUCUGAAGCUGUAUACAGGUCAUAUCCGCCGUGCUAAAGAAUCAACAAUAAAUGCUUCCACUUACCUGCCACCAUUCAACAUUCUGCUUCCGGAAAAGGUUGACUGGAGGAAAGAAGGGAUUGUUACUAAAGUAAAAAAUCAGAAACAAUGUGGAUCUUGUUGGGCAUUUAGUGCUACUGGUUCCCUGGAAGGACAGCAUGCAAAGAAGACUGAAAAAUUGAUCUCUCUCAGUGAGCAACAGCUUGUCGACUGUUCUGGAGAAUUUGGUAACCAAGGAUGCAACGGCGGGCUUAUGGAUCAAGCUUUCAAAUACAUCAAGGCUGUUGGUGGCAUUGAGGAUGAGGAGGACUACCCAUAUGAGGCUAAGGAGUCAGUAUGCAAAUUUGACACGUCAAAGAUAAAAGCAACCGUAUCAGGAUAUGUAGAUGUUACUAAAGGAGAUGAGAGUGCUUUGCAAUCUGCUGUUGCAACAAUUGGACCAAUUUCAGUAGCCAUAGAUGCCAGUCAUCCAUCAUUCCAGAGUUAUACUGGAGGUGUAUAUGAUGAGCCGGAGUGCAGCAGUUCUCAGCUAGAUCAUGGCGUGUUGGUUGUUGGUUAUGGAACUGAUGAUUCCUCAGAUUACUGGCUGGUGAAGAACAGCUGGAGUACCAUGUGGGGAGAAGAAGGCUAUAUCAAAAUGACCAGAAACAAGGACAAUCAAUGCGGCAUUGCCAGCCAAGCAUCAUACCCUCUUGUUUAAGUUGUGACAACAGAUUCAGCAGUGAACCUGUGGAUCUCCUCCAAACAUUUCAUGGAUUUUCGUAGAUGUACACAUAUAUUUUUGUGAUAUUCAAAUUCUGAAGAAAUCUCAGAGUAAAAUUACAGCUGAACUUACACAGUGUUUGUACAUUUUUAUUGCGACUGGCAUAACUGAAAAUUAACUGUUGAAUCUGUACUUACUGAAUGGAAUUAUAGAAAGAUGUAGGAGUCAGUCUUUUUCAAUAUUUUAUGCAACAAUACUGUCAGAUAUAUUUUAUAAAACCUGCUGGUUGAGAACAGUUAUGCCAUGUUAAGACUUUCACCAAGACAUGUGAUAAUACAGUACAUUCUUUGUUUCCAUUCUUUCAGGUAUUUGUUAUACAUAAUAUAUAUACUUGCCUCUUAAAAUCUCGGCGAUAUAUGACCAUUUUGUGUCGAUUCGCCGUAAAACCGAACCCACUCACUCACUUGCCUCUUAAAACAUACUUUCAUGUUUAACAUUGGAAUCGGAGAACUUACUUCAUUCAAAUUUGUGUUUGUUAUUUGUUUUUGAAGUAACCAUAUAAUGCUAUACAUUGUGCCUUUUCUCAUUCAUCCUGUUUUUCAACAUUACGUGACACUCACUUUAAAGACACUCAAAAAUGUAUCACCACAGGACGGACAUCUGUCAUUGCAUUGCAAUAUUAAGUUUUUAGCUGUCCUUGAAAUAUCUUCUUUAAAUUGAAUUAAUUUCAAUACUUGCUUUAAAUUCAAAUUAAGCUUAAAAGUGAUUGCCUUUAAAAAUUUACUUUCGGUUAAAAUUAAGCUUAAACAUUUAAACUUUCAGGUAAGAUUAAGCUUAAAAGUCAUUGUGUUUAAAUUAAAAUUAGGCUCAGAUAAAAUUAAGCUUAAAGCUGCUCCUGGACUAUUUCUAUUUAGUUGUAUUGUCCUCGAAAGGUUUACUUUUAGUUGAAAUUAAAUUUUAGCUGUCCUUGAAAUAUUUACAUUCAAUUGUUAUGUUCAGCUUAAAGCUGUUCCUGAAACUUUAACUUUAAAUUAAAAAUAAUUAAGUAAAUAUGUUUAUAUUAAAUUUACUCAAAAUACUAACAAAUGUUAUUUUGCCCUUAAUGCACUAAUGAUAUAUUAAACUAUUGUAAGAAUGAAUGGCUUGAGCGCAUAAUCAGGAUAGGUUAUGUUAGCAUUAUUAUAUAUGUACAAUACACAUCUUUUUUUCUUUCUUGUUUAUUUUUACUUUUAAUAGUAAUAUUUUAUAUUUGUUUGUAUUGAAUAAUUAUAAUCAUUGUAUGCUUAAAAUCUCUUUUAUUGGAAAAAGCAGUUAGACUGUUUUUGAAAACUUUUGGUGUAUAUGUAAGAAAUAAUAUGAGACAACUGCUAACCUAGACGUUAAGACCAGUAUUGAUGUCGAACUGCUAUAUGAAUUACACAUUUUUAUUUCUUCUUUUUAUGUCAUGACCAGUUUCAGAUGUCUAGUACUAUUAUCAAAAUUGCUGUCAGUCAUUUGUAAUUGUUUUUGAUUGUUAUAUUAACUUUGUAAUCAAUGCUGAAUUUGAGUUCCUCAGUCAGUAUAGGUUGUAUUGUAGUUAGAUACCUAUUGGGUCUUUAAUGGAAUAAGAGUUAUAAGCAAGUGGUGUGAGGAAACAUUUUAUUGUGAAAGUGCACCUUAAAUGAGUUAUUGUUGAAUAAAUGUUAUAUUUGAUAUUCUCAAUAAAAACACAAUUUUCUA
Molecule: messenger RNA, 2929 nt
Organism: Mercenaria mercenaria
Lineage: Eukaryota; Metazoa; Mollusca; Bivalvia; Venerida; Veneridae
Product: procathepsin L-like
Exons: 8
Coding region: 164-1207 (347 amino acids)
Biological process (GO): immune response
Cellular component (GO): lysosome
Molecular function (GO): cysteine-type endopeptidase activity
Source: RefSeq, a predicted model, not a curated record